Lottia gigantea (owl limpet) is the source of this 1223-nucleotide messenger RNA. RefSeq lists its product as hypothetical. The record is from RefSeq and is a predicted model, not a curated record. The transcript is spliced from 2 exons. NCBI's taxonomy places the organism in Eukaryota, Metazoa, Mollusca, Gastropoda, Lottiidae. The annotation marks the transcript as partial.
GGCGGCGUUGCAGAUCACUUAAAAUCGACAAAGUUUAAAGUUGAAUUUAUCGUGUAUUCAUUACACUUUUAGGUUAAUGAUCGCUUUAGAGAUAAAAAUAAUAAUAGCAUAAAGUUUAUUGUAAUCGAAGUAGGCUAGCGAUCUGUGAUUAAUGAAUUAGAAUUGAAAUCAGAAUGAUUCAAGAAGAGUGCAAAUCAUUACUCCUUAAACUAAAGCUACAACAGAAAAACCUCAAAAACUUUUUGCCAACCAUAAAUGUAACUGAUUCUUUUGUUAGUGAAACAACAAGUGAUGAAUCAGACGUGUCUAUAUGGUCAUCACCUGGUCAAAGUUCAUAUGCCAGAAGUAAAUUAAAAACUCUCAUUUCCUCUCCCCCAAAUGACACAGAUAGUCUUCAAUCUUCAUUCAAUAAGCAGACAUUACAAUCUCGUUUUUAUCAAUUAGAAAGGCAAAGGACUUUAAAUGAUGAUAUUGUAUAUAAAAACACUAAAUCAAAAGAAUUGGAUUCCAUACCAGCCAUGACCCCACGAAGAUCAGUUAAAGUGUCUGGAAAUUUUUUACGGGAUAUCAAUGAUUAUUUAGAUGAUUCCAAAGAUCUAACCAUGACAUCACUAAACUCUGAUUAUACUACUGUUCACAAGAAGUCUGCUAUGUCACCAACCAUAUCGGAGAGUUCUCUUGUACCAUCUACUCUUAACACAGCACAAAAACGCAGCAUCAUAGACAGAAAUGUACCCGUGGCUUCAAAAUAUGAUGAUUUUCAGUUUGAUUACAAUGCUUCUAAAUUAAAUUAUAGUUACUCUACUGUCGAGGAUGGUGAGGAAUCGUUUUUGAGAUCACGUCUGAAUGAAUCACCCGAAGACAUCUUCCUAAAAUAUGAUAAGGAUUAUAAAAUGGAGAAACAUAAUAGAGAGCACAUGAAUGUUAGAGAUACAAAAUCACAUGGGACAAGGAAUAGACAGGAUGCUAAGGACAACGAAAAAACUGAUCUAAGAGAGAAAGGUGAAAUGAGAAAUAAGAUAGUAAGAGAUAAGAUAGAACCAAGAGAAUUGAGGGAAAUGAGAGAAAGGGAAGAAUUACAAAAACAACAAUACAAAGAAUUGUACAAGAAACAGUUAAAGGACAGUGGUAAUGACAAGAAUUAUGUGUCAAUUAUAAGAGAUUCCAUUCAGCCGAGGUCUAUCUUAUCAUCACCUGGAAUACGCAACUCCAGCAAGAGUAAG